Messenger RNA from Dromaius novaehollandiae (emu), 5910 nucleotides. RefSeq names its product G protein subunit alpha 13 (gene GNA13). Gene Ontology annotation, biological process: adenylate cyclase-activating G protein-coupled receptor signaling pathway; Rho protein signal transduction. Lineage: Eukaryota; Metazoa; Chordata; Aves; Casuariiformes; Dromaiidae. The transcript is spliced from 4 exons. Bases 123 to 1256 code for a protein of 377 amino acids. Gene Ontology annotation, cellular component: heterotrimeric G-protein complex; brush border membrane. The record is from RefSeq and is a predicted model, not a curated record. Gene Ontology annotation, molecular function: GTPase activity; G-protein beta/gamma-subunit complex binding; guanyl nucleotide binding.
CGGCGGGAGGGGGGGCGGUGUCACAUGGCCGGCGGGGCGGCGGUCGCGCAUGCGCGCGCAGAGAGCGGGCUGCUGCGGGCCGGGCCGGGCGGCCGCUCCCCUCGCUGGCAGUGCUCGCUAAGAUGGCGGACUUCCUGCCGUCGCGCUCCGUGCUGUCGGGCUGCUUCCCCGGCUGCCUGCUCACCAGCGGCGAGGCCGAGCAGCAGCGCAAGUCCAAGGAGAUCGACAAGUGCCUCAACCGCGAGAAGACCUACGUGAAGCGCCUCGUCAAGAUCCUGCUGCUGGGCGCGGGCGAGAGCGGCAAGUCCACCUUCCUCAAGCAGAUGCGGAUCAUCCACGGGCAGGACUGGGACCGGGCGGCCCGCGAGGAGUUCCGCGCCACCAUCUACAGCAACGUGAUCAAGGGUGUGAGAGUCCUCGUAGAUGCCAGAGAGAAACUUCAUAUUCCUUGGGGAGAUCCCACCAACCAGAGUAAUGGAGAUACGAUGAUGGCUUUUGAUACGCGAUCAGUCACAGUGGUGCAAGGAAUGGUGGAGACAGCGGUUUUUUUACAGUACCUUCCAGCCAUCAGGGCGCUAUGGGCAGAUAGUGGUAUCCAGCACGCAUACGACAGGCGCAGAGAAUUCCAGCUGGGGGAGUCUGUAAAAUACUUCUUGGACAACUUGGAUAAACUUGGAGAACAAGAUUAUCUUCCAUCACAGCAAGAUAUUCUGCUGGCACGAAGACCCACAAAAGGGAUUCACGAGUACGAUUUCGAAAUAAAAAAUGUUCCUUUCAAAAUGGUUGAUGUAGGUGGCCAAAGGUCAGAACGGAAACGUUGGUUUGAAUGCUUCGACAGUGUCACAUCAAUACUCUUCCUUGUUUCCUCAAGUGAAUUUGACCAAGUGCUUAUGGAGGAUCGGCAAACGAAUCGCCUUACAGAGUCUCUGAACAUUUUUGAAACAAUAGUCAAUAACCGGGUUUUCAGCAAUGUCUCCAUCAUUCUCUUCUUAAAUAAGACGGACUUGCUUGAGGAAAAAGUACAAAAAGUGAGCAUCAAAGACUAUUUUCCAGAGUUUGAAGGGGAUCCCCACUGCUUAACAGAUGUCCAAAAAUUCCUAGUGGAUUGUUUUCGUACCAAACGCCGGGACCAGCAGCAGAAGCCCCUCUACCACCACUUCACCACUGCUAUUAACACAGAAAACAUCCGGCUAGUUUUCCGUGAUGUCAAGGAUACCAUCCUUCAUGAUAACCUCAAGCAGCUUAUGCUACAGUGAUGUGCAAAAAGACAUUUUUAUUUGAAUAACUUCUGUGUGUUGUUUUUAACUAGAAGUUUACAGCAGGAGUAGAGAAAUCCAGAUCCUGUAAGACUUCUUGAUAUGUGGCUAAAAGCUGCUGCUGAACACAUUAUUGCCAAUUUCUGCAGAAAUUCAGGCUUAAGCCCUUCCAGUGUAGCUUCAAGUUGACUCAAGUUGUUAUUUUAUAGCAGACCUAUGUCUAAGUUACCUGUAAAGUGAUUAAAUUUGACCUUUUAAGAGCAUGUAUGCUAAAAAGAAAAAAAAAAAAAAAACCCCAAAACUAGAAAAUUCAUUCCACCUUCAGAAUUCCAAGUCCAGACUUCAGUGAAAUUGUUGUAAUUGUUAGACUUUGGCAGUAAUUAAAAAAAAAAAAAACUUUUCACAUCUAACUUCAUAAAGAAGACUGUGAUUCCAUAGCUGACUCACAAUUUCUCAGGUCUUUUGUUGGUUGGAAAUUCCAUAAAUCCUUGCUGGAAUCAUCUAUUUGAGGCUAGAAUACCUGGUGUAACGUACUUCCUCUUUAAGUAUAAAUCCUUGCAUGGGUUUUGAUUAGGACAUGCUUUAAAAAUACUUAGAUUGGGAGCUUCAGGCAUACCUGGCAGGAAGCACUAAGGCAGGCAGAAGUCUAAUGACUAGGAAGUAGUAAAUGGCACAGUACACUCUUUCACUCCACUGCAUUUGUCAGUACUCUACAUCCUAGAGCCAUGACAAAGCACAGAGCACGACGAUACGGUUCUCUUGAAAUUCUGAUGUGGGAAGGGGGAAUAAGCUAAACUUGUAUUUCUUAUUUCCACUAACCAGAGGUUACAUGUAGGUACCUUACCUGUUCUUGAAGCGCUUUAAUAUAUCACUGUGGGGUUUGUUGUUUUGUUUUUACUUUCUUCAUAACAAUACAGCGUGCCUAUUCUUUAUCAGUAAGCAUUUGGUGAUGGAUAGAAGUACUCGCAAACCUAAGUGCCUCUUUGUGUUCUGUCCUACAGUAUUUUCAGUGGCCUUAUGUGAGCGCGCGUGUUCCCAGCAGAGGCCUUGUGUAGCUAACACCACUAAGGUGAAUGUUUGUUUUUGAAAAAAGAACAACAUGUCACAGCAGAAGAUGCUUCAGGUGACAAGAUUCUCUUUGAAACUUUCCAAUUGGGUCUAGAAAUCCUAAGUGUACUUGAGCCAAAUAUGUUGCACAGCAUACUCUAGCAUACUGCUUGUGACUAAUAAUAUUUUACCAAAAGUUCCACUGCAGUUCUCUCUCUUUUUUUCUCCUUUUUAGGGGCAGGGGGGCUUUAACAUGACCGCGUGACUAAAAAAUACUCUUUGAACAGAUAUCCUCGUACACCACACAGAAUAUUACUAAAUAAAAGUAAGCUUACCAGCUUGCAUUUUACAAAGUAGUGCCGCUACCAGGUUUCCUGCAGACUGAAGUUCCCUGUAGACUGUUCUGCUUGCCACUUUGCUCCAUGGAAACUGCUAAUUCCUGUGGAUGAUGAUGCUGGCCAUACUGUCUUGAACGGUUUUUAUAACAUAAUACAAAUGUGGCAAGAGGUGUGACACAAUAUUCAAGCUGCUUUGAGCAGUAUCCCUUCAAGUGUGAUAAUGUUGCUGGAACAUGGAAAAGCUGCCUGUCUUCUGAACUUAGCCUUUUACUUACUGUGAUUGUAAGUCGUAUUAACAUCUCUGUACCUCAUUCCCCUUCUACUGAAAGGAGAAUAGUGUAUGUGUACUUUAGUUAAGUGCUUUGAAAUACCUUUAUUUUUUGAUAUUGUCCAAUGCGUAGUCAUAGGUCUUAAACCUCAGUCUGUGAUUUAUGUGAUGGGGCGCUAUUUCUGGGAGGGAGGAAUUCUGGAGAGCGCUUGGGAGAAGUCACAGCGCAUAAUCUCCUAAACGUGAAGUCUGGGUGCGGUGUGGAUGUCAAGAGAGUAAAUAUGAUCUUCGCAUGGGCAUACUUCGUGUAGAUUUUACCUCCUUAUUAGGCAUGGAUAUGAUUACUUUUGGUUCGAUGUCUUCAGUUCCUGUAUGAGCAAUUCAAGAAGGAUGACUAACUAGAGAUAUCAAAAGAGAUUAAUGAGGUUAUGUAAAAGAUGGGACAGCAUGCCUGUGGUGGGGGUCAAAAAGCUCUCUUGUUUACCUCUUUGAAGAAGGAUUACAGGUUGAUUUGGUUGAGCUAUAAAUGUUAGGUCAGCAGGCAACGAACCUUUGUCUAAUAGCCUCAAAAGUGUAUGACAAAGUCCACUGUCUGGAAGCUGAAGUUGAACAAAUCCACACCCUUUUAGAGGUGGCAAUUAACCAUUGGAACAAAUCAAUGAGAGUAGUAGUAGGCUUUUUUUUCCAUUGCUAACAGUUGUUUGAACAAAUGUCUUAUAAAGGAGACUGUCUGCUCUGUUUAAAAUAAGAAUUAAUUUGGAGAGGGACUGUAGUAUGUGUUUGGCAGGAUGGCAGACUAGAUGAUUAUAAAGAAGACUUGAAACUGGAUAUUGGAUGAUAUGAAGACUACCAGGAAUAUGCCUGUCUAAACAAAUUCAUUUAUAUGAAAUGCUAAAUUUUUACAUCAAGGGACCUGUUAAUUUGCUAAAGAUCCUCAGAGCUGAUGAUAGUCUAAGGAUAUUGUCAGUAUUCCCAAGGCACUGGGCAUUCCUAACACUAGUUAAAGUAAAUAAUAUAUUCAACAGGCUUCUCCCCAAACCAAGUCUUUGGUUUCUACCCCCCUCCCGAAAGAAAGAAAGAAAAAACCAACCAAAAAAGUGGUUUUAAUUAAUGCAGGUUGCUUUCCCUGUGAGUGCUGGGGCUGCAAGCUAGCGAGUUGGAACCCCCGGCCUUGGGUUAGUGCUGACAAAGUAGGUCCUGGUACAUGAGCACUAUAUGAAUCUCAGGCAGAAAUGAAUGAUUUUAAUGAAAUCACUGAGUCAAAUCACUUGCCCACUCCCACUUCUUUAAGGGGGUGAGGGAACUAAUCUUGAUGUAGCUGUUUACAUGGCUCCUCUGCUAACAGCAUUCUGGCUGAACAAACUGAAGCAACAUUGGGCUUUCCACCUUCCAACGUGCUACUUGUGAGCUCCCUGAAAGGGAGCAUGUCGUAUUUCUCUUUAGAUGUGUUUCUAAAUAGUAUUUCUUUAUGGCAGAAUAUAAUUUUGGUACAAGAGAUGAGGACUUUGUAGUUGAACAGACUGAUUUGUAUCCUGAAGCAAAUAAACGAGUCAUGACUGGCUGGUAAGAGUGAAGGUAGGUAGCGUAAGCCAGCGUGGGGUGCAGGGUCAGGAUUUCUAGUGAAGAAGGGAAGAGCAGGAAGGUUCCCGAGACUCUUGGUUCUCUUUCGGGGGAGUGAAGCUUGUUGGAGAGAUCACUGAUGAAUGACCCUGUCAAGAUUUACCGCUGUCUUGCACACCCUUCAUGUACGUGAAGGUGAAGCUGUUGUUUUAGCAGAUGUUCCCUGCUGCACUGUAUUACACUUAGUUGUAUGACGCCGGAAAACUGUGCCUGUUCACGAGGGCUUUAAAAAUUCUUCCUUUUUUUUUUUUGUCUGUUUUAUGUGGGAGCUUAAGCCAUCAAUUUGUGUAAAACUUAAGCUUUCUUUUAGACUACCUGCUCUUUAAAAAAGAAGAAAAUCAGGUGGGUUCAUUGCUCUCGAGGGCCGUGCAUGUAGACUCAUUUGCCUCCUAGCAGCUUUGAGCUUUGCCCUCGGGACGGUCCUGGCGAUGUUGCCCGGGCGAGGUGGGCGUCCCGAGCUUGGGGACGCUUGGCGAGUGGGAUCGAUGAACAGUUCCAGGUCGCCUGCUCAAACCGCAUCUUAUCAGUGUUCUCCAUUGGGCCCCAGAUUUGUCUGAGGUUUCUUUUUAUUUCUCUUUUUUUUAAUUUAAAAACAGGAACACAGUACUAGGUGAGGUUAUGGUCUCAUUGUUAGGAGAAAUUCAGUGCUUAAGGGCUGAGAAUCAUGCGUGUUUAACAUGUCCAUCGCAGACUGAAGACUUCUCUAGGCAUUUCUCUUUAAGGAUGAUUGCAGAAAAUUCAUUUUCCAACAAUAAUGUUUGCUGUUUCAAAAUGAUCAGAAGGUUUCAUGCCAUACUGAAUUGUUCACAAGUCAACUUUACAGGUCUUGCCUAUUUGAUGGUACCAUUAACGUAGUUUGUAUGUUUUUUUUUAAUUACACACCAUUGCAAUACAGUGCCAUUUUGCAAUUUCUUUGCAUUGUACUUGAAAAUGAAUUGCAGACUAUUUAAAACUGCUUUCCUGCGCUUUCAAGUAGCAGUGAGAGCUUACCUUACGUGAAGCCUUUAUGUAAAAAUAUAUUUUGUAACAACCUCAUAGAUCUUUAACAAAACCAAGAUUUGUAUUAGCUUUGUAUAAAUGUUUGUGGCUUACAAUUUUAUAUGUUUAACUUUUUAUAAACUUUCCAGGGACUACUUUUUAUUGUAAAUUUUUUUUCUCCUUGCUUUAGUUUGAUUGGCAAUAAAUUAUUUCUAAAGGAGGUCAUAGAAGAAGAAACAUCGCUUCCUUUUUAUAAAAUGGUUAAAUUGACUAAUAGUUUAAAACCUCUUACAUUUGCCUGUACAUUGCUCUGUACAUACUCUGCAGAAAUGUUGCCUUUCAGCUAUUAAUAUUUGCCUUGUGUACAAAAAUUACUGACGAUGAAUAAACAUAUACAGUCUCA